Molecule: messenger RNA, 4562 nt
Organism: Gekko japonicus
Lineage: Eukaryota; Metazoa; Chordata; Lepidosauria; Squamata; Gekkonidae
Gene: MFHAS1
Product: malignant fibrous histiocytoma amplified sequence 1
Exons: 4
Coding region: 1-3369 (1122 amino acids)
Molecular function (GO): protein binding
Source: RefSeq, a predicted model, not a curated record
AUGGCCGAGACGGAGCGUCCAGAAGAGGCGGCCCGGUUGUGGCGAGACGCCGCCCUGCACGCCAGGAAGCUGGAGCUGGGCGCUCAGGAGGAGAGCGGCCGGGAGGCUGAGCCCAAGUCGCCGCCGCCGCCUCCUCCGGUCGCCCCGCUGGAGACGCUGAACCUGAGCGGGCGCGGCCUGGAAGAGCUGCCCGAGGGGCUGUGCGCCGCAGUGGGCGGCAGCCUGCGCGUCCUCUCGGUGCGCCGCAACCGGCUGGCUCGGCUGCCCUCGGCCGCCGCCCUCCGCCACCUGGCCCACCUGGCCGAGCUCGACCUGAGCCACAACCGCCUGCGUGGCCUCCGCGACGACGGCCAGGCGCUGGCGCUCCUCCGCGGGCUCCGCAAGCUCAACUUCAGCCACAACCAACUGGGCGCCGACGGGACGCUCCCUGCAGGCUUGGGCGAGCUGCGGCAGCUGGAGGAGCUGGACUUGAGCUUCAACCGCCUCGGCUGCUUGCCGGAUCAGGCCCUGGCCGGUCUGCAGCAGCUCCGCGCCCUCGACGUGGACCACAACCAGCUGCCCGCCUUCCCGCCGGUGCUCCUGGAGCUGGGCGCCUUGGAGGAACUGGACUGCUCUGGCAACCGGCUCCUGCGGGAGGUCCCCGAGGGCAUUGGUUCCUUGCAGCGGUUGAAGAUCCUCUGGCUCAGCGGCACCGGCCUGACCUCCCUGCCCGAGGGCUUGUGCCAGCUGGGGGCCCUGGAGAACCUCAUGGUGGACGGGAACAGUCUGCGGGCCCUGCCGGCCGGCUUCGGCAACCUGCAGCGCCUCAAGAUGCUCAACCUCUCCUCCAACCUGCUGGCCGACUUCCCUGCCGCCGUGCUGGCCCUGCCCGGCUUGGAAGAGCUCUACCUGAGCCGCAACCAGCUGACCCUGCUGCCCAGAGACCUUUGCCAGCUCAGCCACCUCCGCACCCUCUGGCUGGACAACAAUCGCAUCCGCUACCUGCCGGACUCCAUCGUUCAGCUUUGCCACCUGGAGGAGUUGGUGCUGCAAGGCAACCAGAUUGCCAUCCUGCCUGAGGGCUUCGGCCAACUCAGCCGCAUCAGCCUCUGGAAGAUCAAGGACAAUCCGCUCAUCCAGCCCCCUUACGAGGUCUGUAUGAAGGGCAUCCCCUACAUCGCGGCCUACCAGCAAGAACUGGCUCAUUCCCAGCCUGCCCUCAAACCCCGGCUUAAGCUGGUCCUCAUGGGCCUGAAAAACGCAGGCAAAACCCUGCUGCGGAAGUGCCUCAUGGAGGAGGAGGAGGAAGAGGAGGAACUGGGGCAAAGAGAUUCCUCGUUAACUGCAGUCCACAAGGAUUUUGGGAAGACCCAACUGAAGGGGUGCUGCAUGCAGCCGCUGAGAGAGUUGUCCCGGCCUCGGUCCCCGAAACCACAGCCGAAUCAUCUCCCUAUCGUUGAACAGCCAGAGGCUUCGUCCCUGAAAUGUUCCCAUUUAGGAUAUAGCUCCAGUGAGCUGCAGGAUAUGCUCCUCGGCCUGUCCCCCAAAACUGCUGUUGAGCCGCAGGAUGUCGCCCUGCCGGUCCCACCCCUGACAGCGAGUGCGGAGAUGCGCUUAGGGUGUUAUUCCCUGCCACAGGCCACUGUGCUGCCGGCUCCGGCUGCUGUAGGGUCACCGUGUGGCAGCAGAGGCAUAGAGGUAACGGACUGGACCGCCGAUGCGGAGAGGAGCUUGACUUUUAUCGUGUAUGAGCUGGCGGGCGACCCCAGCUAUGACGUGAUCCAGCCCUUCUUCCUUUCUCCCGGAGCCCUCUAUGUGCUGGUGGUGAACCUGAGCACCUACGUGCCGCAGUGUUUCUACCCCUCUGUGGGACACUUCCUUCACUGGCUAGGGGCCAAAGUGCCGCACGCAGUGGUGUGCAUGGUAGGCACCCACGCAGACCUGUGUGCCGAGCGGGAGGUGGAGGAGAAGUGUUUAGACAUACACCGGCAGAUUGCCUGGCAGGAGAAACGGGACUAUGAAGGCCUCCGGAACUUGGCUCAGCAAGUAGACGAAGCCCUGGGGCAAGAUUUUGACCUGCGGUGCUCCAGCCCGCAUGUUGCCUUCUACGGCGUGUCGGACAAGAACCUCCGGCGCAAGAAAGCUCAGUUCCAGUACCUGCUCAACCACCGGCUGCAGAUCCUCUCCCCGGUCCUGCCAAUCAGCUGCUGGGACGGCUGCCAGGUCCGCCGGUUGCGGGAGAAGCUCCUCUCAGUGGCCGAGCACAGAGACAUCUUCCCGAACCUUCACCGGGUUCUGCCCAGGUCCUGGCAGGUCCUGGAGGAGUUGCACUUCCAGCCGCAGGCUCGGCAGCUGUGGCUCAGCUGGUGGGACUCAGCUCGGCUCGGCCUGCAGGCGGGGUUGACCGAGGACCGCCUCCAGAGCGCCCUUUCGUACUUGCAUGAGAGCGGCAAGCUGCUGUACUUCGAGGAGCACCUGACUCUGCGCGAGUACGUUUUCCAUAACCUGCCCAGGCUCAUUGACAUCCUCAACGUCUUCUGCCAGCGGGAUGUGACCGUCUUGCUCCAGAAACUGCUCGGGAACGGGCCCGCGGAUGAGCUGAAGGCCACGCAGCUCCACCACUAUGUGGAAGGGUUCUUGCUUCACGGGCUCCUCCCGACUCAUGUUAUCCGCCUGCUCCUCAAACCCCACGUCCAGAGCCGAGAGGCCCUGCAGCUCAUCCUGGAGCUCUUGGAAAAGAUGGGGCUCUGUUACUGUGUCAAUAAACCCAAAUCCAAACCCUUGAAUGGGGCCACUGCUUGGUACAAGUUCCCCUGCUAUGUCAAGAACGAGAUUCCCCACGCGGAGGCAUGGAUCAAUGGGACCAACCUGGGCGGACAGUCCUUUGUUGCCGAGCAGCUGCAGAUCGAGUACAGCUUCCCUUUCAUCUUUCCGCCUGGCCUGUUCGCCCGCUACAGCGUCCAGAUUAACAGCCACGUGGUCCAGAGGUCGGAUGGGAAAUAUCAAAUCUAUGCCUACCGGGGGAAGGUCCCCGUAGUAAUCAGUUACAGGCCUGCCAAAGGUGCCCAGCAACCAGAUACUCUGUCCAUCGCUAGUCAUGCGUCCCUACCAAAUAUAUGGACGGCUUGGCAAGCCAUAACCCCACUUGUGGAAGAACUGAAUGUACUGCUUCAAGAAUGGCCAGGCCUGUACUACACUGUGCAUGUCCUCUGUUCCAAGUGCCUUAAAAGAGGGUCGCCCCACCCACAUACGUUUCCAGGAGAACUGCUGAGUCAGCCCAGGCCAGAGGGAGUGGCUGAGAUCAUCUGUCCCAAGAAUGGAAAUGAGCGAGUGAAUGUGGCUUUGGUAUAUCCGCCGACACCAACAGUGAUCAGCCCUUGCUCCAAGUGACCUCUGGAAAUCGCCUGUCUUUGCCCCCUGUAUAAGGACACUCCAACACCCUGUAAUCAAACAAGCCCCUGCUAAGCAUUUUUGGAAACAUACAGCCCAGAGAUGACUCUGAUUUGUUUUUAGGGACCUGGACAUUGCAGCAUGGGGAAAAAGGUUAAAGGGAGCAGGGUGUGUCGAAAGCUACACAUAGGACUGGGCACAGUUCUACAGUCUGGCUGAACUGAUCCUUUACACCAGUCAUGGGUUGGAGUUGUGCAUUCACAAGAACUCUCUGCGGUAGUUUGCUGAAGCAGACGGUACGAUGAAGCGUCCCCAUCCUAAACUCCCCUUGAACUUUUGCGUUCACUCUGCUCUGAAGCCUCUGGAUGGUUGUAAUUGCCUCACCAUGGCGAUGCCCUGGGACUGAGAAAUCUACAGACCUGUGUUGUGCACUUGUUUGGACCUGUUGAUGAAUGUAAGAUUGUGCUGUCGUCAUUCAGAUGUACUCGAAGGAAUAUCUGCUGAAAAGGAAAUAUUGAGAACUUCCUAUGGCUAUUCCCAUGCAGUUUCCCCAUAGGAAGAAGCUAACAAUUCUGUGGCUGCGUUGUGCUGUGGAAAAGGACACGGAAUCAAAAACUGGAAGGACACUUUCCCAGGGACUGAAUACAUACCUUAACAAACCCAAAACUGAAAUGAAUUUUUAAAGUAAUAUAUUAACUUGCAGAAGAAAAAUGGACUUGGAGGAUUCAUUGCUCGACCCACGGCGUCAGGAUCGUCCUCUAACAAAGAGCUGCUUGCCAGCCAACAGAAUGGGUUGAAAUGCUUCUCAGGGAUUAUGUUCAUUGUUGUAGUUGAAAAAGCAACAACUGCAGUCACAAUCUGGGGUACUCCAUUUUCAAGUCUGUCUAAUGUGAAAAGAGGGGUCACUUUGCUACGUUCACUGCUGUUCAGUGUGGUUGUUUGGUGUGUUUUUUUUUUAAGCAUCGAUCUUUAUUUUUGUAAUAAUGCAAGUUUUUAAUUAUCUAUGCAGUUUACAAGUUCAAACUGGGUGCGAAGUGAAGCAUGGAGAUUGUGCUAGACCGGCCGCUGGGUUCUUAACUUUGUUGUCAAAAUAACGCAUGUUAUGUAUCAUCACCGUUAAAAUAUCACACACCUUUACACAAUAUAUACGUCAGUUUUCACUGCAUUUAUUGUACAAACUGCUUCACCAACAG